Messenger RNA from Motacilla alba alba, 3393 nucleotides. It is a transcript of the gene EEF1AKMT1, whose product is annotated as EEF1A lysine methyltransferase 1. The coding region runs from base 195 to 986 and encodes 263 amino acids. The transcript has 5 exons. Gene Ontology annotation, molecular function: nucleic acid binding; protein-lysine N-methyltransferase activity. Gene Ontology annotation, biological process: methylation. The record is from RefSeq and is a predicted model, not a curated record. Lineage: Eukaryota; Metazoa; Chordata; Aves; Passeriformes; Motacillidae.
GGCCGCGCGCGGGGCGGGAGCGCGGCCCGGGGCCCCCGCGCGCGCCCGGCCAGGACCGCCGUGAGGGCGGCGGCGCUCCCGGCUAGGGGUGGCGGGGCCGGGGCGGCGCGGAGCCCCCUCAGCGCCUCGUCGUCGCCCCAUCAUCACCCCCUCACCGCCCCGUCACCGCCCGACCCCGCUGCACCCCGCGGGCGAUGGCGGCCGAGGCGCGGACGGGCUGGCUGGGGUCACGCUGUAACCCGCCCCCGGGAAUUCUGUGUGGCCGCAGGGUGCCCUGGAAGCGAUACACGGGGGAGGCGACAGCAGGAAAGGGCCUCCUCUGGGAAUCGUCCGUGUUCCCUCAGAAAAUGGACGAUGAUGAUGACAUUCCCCAGCUUUCAUCCCAUGCAUUGGCUGCCCUCCAGGAAUUCUAUUUGGAACAGCAGCAGAGAGAGGGCAUGAAGACCUCCCAAGGGUUUAAUCAAUAUUCCAUUGGCUCAAUAGAAGAAGAUUGGCAACUGAGCCAGUUUUGGUACAGCGAUGAAACUGCAUCAUGCCUGGCUAAGGAAGCAGUUCUGGCAGCUGGAAAAGGUGGCAGGAUAGCAUGCAUUAGUGCACCGAGCGUGUACCAGAAACUGAAAGAACAGGAUGAUGAGGAUUUUUCCGUGUGUAUACUGGAGUAUGACAGAAGGUUUUCUGUGUAUGGAGAGGAGUUUGUCUUCUAUGAUUACAACCACCCUUUGGACUUACCUGAAAAUCUCCUGCCACACAGUUUUGACAUCGUAAUAGCAGAUCCACCCUAUCUGUCUGAGGAAUGUCUUCAAAAGACUGCAGAGACCAUCAAAUACCUAACAAAAGGAAAGAUUCUGCUUUGCACAGGUGCAGUCAUGGAGGAACAGGCAGCAAAGCAUCUUGGUGUGAAGAUGUGCAAGUUUAUUCCAAGACACUCACGAAAUUUAGCCAAUGAGUUUCGAUGCUAUGUGAACUAUGCUUCUGGACUGGACUGAUUCUCCUAAGAUCACCUACAAAUCUACAACUUUUUCAGUCAGCUUCUUUCUGUUUACUGUCAGUUACGCCACAUUUCUCAGGGCUGAAAUAGUUGUCUCUGAGUACUGUUUUCUGGGAUAGUUGGAAUCAACACGGUGUGAUAGCCUCUCUUUUUUAAAUGAGUAGGCGUUUGCAGUUAGUCUGUUUUGUAUUAGGUAAAUGCAGACCAAGCAGGUGCUGGAUAAUGGGAACUUCUUUGUUAGAGUUUCAUUUUAACUGGUGGCUUUUACCAUUUGAGGACACAUCAGUGACCUCUUUGAAGUGAUUUAGCUUAUAACAACACAUAGGUGUUUGCCUUGCAGGCAUCAGAAUCGUCAUUGGCAAAGAACGUGAUACUUCUGUAGUAAUGUGACCCACAUAUGUCCCUUAAAUCUUGAAUCAUAAUAGCUCUGAUUGAAUACAAUGAGUACUUUUUAAUAAUUUCAAUAUCAAACUAAAGAGGAUCUACAGGUAUGUCAAGUUACAAGAAUGGUUACGAUUUUUUCUCCAGUUGCCUGGUUUUCCCUUUUUCUCCUGUCCCACAGACAGCAGCAGAGCAGUAUAUAGAAGCAUCUUAAAAAUCAUUGACUCUUACAAGGCCACUGAGGAAUAACAUAUUGAUAAACUCACAGUGUUUCAAAUAGAAAAAGGCUAGAUUUUAUAUUCACGGUUUGGACUAUAUUUCAGUCAAAAUACAUUGGAAAAGCUUUGCUUUGUAUAAGUAAAGAUUUUUGAUAAAUGGGAAUUUUAAAGCCAGUUUUGAUUAACCUUUUGGCUACACUACUGAAGUGUUUUUGGGUGGAAGUUAGUUCAUAAAUUUCAAGGCACUCAACACUUUUAUAAUCUCUAAAAACACUCUACCAAACACAAACACUUGUCUUUGUAUGUCAUACUGUGUAAAGGUUAAUAGAAGUGCUGCAUCUACAAAAUGAAGUGUAUAAAAUCAAGUACUAAAUUUAUUUUGUGGUGGGAAUAAGCCUAAUUAAGCUUGUGAGAUGAGACUUUUUAUAAGGCAGUGAUAAUAUUCAUGUUUCUGCUGUUUGGAUGCCGAUUUUCCCAUCUGCUGGAGUAAACAGCUGAGCAGCAAUAAUAUAGAUGAAUGCUAAUCCUCUCUCAGUGCUCAGAGAAUAGUGUUGUCUGAGCUGAACACAACAGUGGUUCAUAAAUACCCACCCAAGCCACUCCAGCUCUCCUCCCCAUUUUCCAAGAGAUCUGUUUGCUCCUAAGGCUUUUCCUUCCUCACAUUUUAUACCUGCUGCUUCCUCCCUGCAUGUAGUGUUCCUGGGUUCCAUGGUAACAGUUUUCUUCCUCUCUCACACGCCUUGGUUUCUGUCAGGCUGGUCACAAGUGUUGUUAAAACAAGGGAAGUGCAGCAGAGGAAGCGCUUGCAGGGAGAACAGGCACCGGCCUCUCCUUUCUGCUGUGUGAGCCCAGGGCCCAUACAGUCUUGCCUUUCAAACCAGAUGCCAUCCUUGCUGCUGAGCCAGAAUUCCCCUGAAAAUGAAUGUCCACAGGUGAAAUACACCUGGUUUUAGUUGUUUUCUGGGAGGCUACAUCAUCACUUUCAUGUGGCCAGUUUGAAAAUAAAGCAAACCAGAAUGGGAACUGCAUAGCUCUUGGCACUAACCUGUACUUUAAACUGGUUUAUUACCUCAGUGUCUCGCACACCAAGCAGACGGAGACAAUGAAGUAACUCAUGAAACUUUGUUUUUAACUGCAUAGAGGCUUCAAAUGGGACAGACAUGAUUGCCAGAAUGGAUGAUACUGUUCCCCUGCCACCCACCUAAAUUAGAAAGUGCUGUUCAAAUCAAAGCCUCACCUAUUUUGCUGCUUUGUUCGCUUCACAUUGGUAAAUGUGUAUUAUUGGGCUCUCCAUAGCAGAGUUAAAAGUCAACUUCACUAACUUCAUCAGAGAGAUUUCUUAAAAAGAUAAAAGUGCACCAUUCAGUUGUACCAAGAAGUUCACUUCCAAGAAAAUCACUGCUGCUUCUCACAUGUAGGUCAGACUGCUUUGAAAAGGGGCACUGUGAAGAUGCAUAGUUACAGAACGGAGGGUGCAUGAAAAUCUGUGCAGAUGCACUCAACAGGGCAGCCCGUUGUCCACCAGCUUGCCUCUUAAAAGCCUGGGGAAUGCAGGCAGCUGCCCAAGCAGAGCUUGACUAGUGGCAUUUACAGCCUUCAUCAGUGAUGGGAGGUAAACUAUUUUUGUCUUACUUGAUUCCAAGGAAGUAGCUGUUUCUGAGAAGGGUACAAGUCACAAAAAUCCAUAGUGAAUUUGUGUUUUGUGCCAGUGUGGUAACUUUAAAAAAUAGUAUGUGACAGCAAAACCCUCUUUUCUUCUGUAAUGGGACUGUGAAUAAAAAUGUUAGUGUCAAGUCGUGACUGACU